Penicillium waksmanii is the source of this 1734-nucleotide messenger RNA. Its product is annotated as phosphoribomutase PRM15. Lineage: Eukaryota; Fungi; Ascomycota; Eurotiomycetes; Eurotiales; Aspergillaceae. The coding region runs from base 1 to 1734 and encodes 577 amino acids. Gene Ontology annotation, biological process: purine ribonucleoside salvage; carbohydrate metabolic process. Gene Ontology annotation, molecular function: phosphopentomutase activity; magnesium ion binding. The record is from RefSeq and is a predicted model, not a curated record. The transcript has 9 exons.
AUGGCUGCAGUGGGACCAGAGCAACUGCGAGAUGAUGGGGCCGAGACGGAGCUUGAACUGCGUCUCAGACAGCGCAUCGAAUUCGGCACGGCCGGUCUGCGGGGCCGCAUGGCCGCUGGAUUUGCCUGUAUGAACUCGUUGACGGUCAUCCAAGCAUCGCAGGGUCUCGCGAAAUUCAUAAAGACCCAACGCCCCGAGAUCGCCUCCCAGGGUGUGGUCAUUGGUCACGAUGCACGCCAUAACUCAGAUCGGUUUGCCGUGCUCGCUGCCAACGCUUUUAUUGCUUUGCAAAUCCCAGUCUGGUUCUUCGAACAGGAAGCGCCAACUCCCUUGGUUCCUUUUGGCGUGAAUCAUUUCAAGGCCGCGGCUGGUAUUAUGGUCACAGCUAGCCAUAACCCGCCUCAAGAUAAUGGCUACAAGGUAUAUUCAAGCAAUGGUGCUCAGAUCAACAGACCCGAAGAUGGGGAAAUUGCGCAGUCAAUCCUCGAAAACCUGGAGCCUUGGCCAACUGCUUGGGAAGACCAGCGCCCUAGCGAGUACUUGCAUGACAAGUCAUAUCGCGAACUACUUCCUUACUACGUCAAACAGGUUGAGCAAUAUGCUAGGUCAACUGUCUCCGACUGGAAGCCCCCACGACCCUUUGUUUACACACCUCUUCACGGGGUCGGUGGUCUAGUCCUGCCAACAGUGUGCCAAUCAUUGGGAAUCAAGAACUUCGUGUCCGUUCCUGCGCAGGAGAAGCCCGAUCCUGAUUUCCCAACUGUCAAGUUCCCAAACCCCGAAGAGGCAGGGGCUCUAGAUCUCGCCAUGGAGACUGCAGACAAAGAAGGAAAGACUUUGAUUAUUGCUAAUGACCCCGACGCAGACCGAUUUGCUGUUGCAGAAAAGGUCAAUGGCAAAUGGUUUCUCUUCACAGGAAACCACGUUGGCGUUCUCCUAGCCUCUCAUGUCUUCGACUCUUUGGAUACGAUUACAGAUUUAUCCAAAACAACGGUAUUAACGACAACAGUGUCUAGUGGCAUGCUUGGCAGCAUGGCGGCUGCCAAGGGAUGCCAAUUCAAAGAGACAUUGACCGGGUUCAAAUGGAUGGCGAAUGUUGCUCGGGACAUCGAGAAGGAUGGCCAAACUGUCCCCUUUGCUUACGAAGAGGCCCUUGGUUACAUGUUCCCUUCUGUUUGCUAUGAUAAGGAUGGCAUCACGGCAGCUGCAGUGUUCCUCGCUGCAGAGGCCAAAUGGAGAGACCAGGGAUUAACGAUUUAUGAUAAGCUCCAGCAAAUCUUCGCAACGCACGGUCAUCAUGAAACCAUGAACAAUUAUUUCCGAUCUCCGAACCCGGAACUGACCAUCAAAUUGUUCCAGGGUAUCAGAUGUGGCUCUUUCCUCGCUGACAAGAAAUUCGGUACUUUCAAGGUGUUGCGAUGGAGAGACCUGACUCAGGGUUAUGACUCCGCAUCUUCUAACAAUAAGCCGGAUCUGCCCGAAGACCCGACAAGUCAAAUGCUUACACUUUGGUUGGAUCGUGGUGUACGCUUCACAUUCCGCGGCUCGGGAACUGAGCCCAAGGUCAAAUUCUACAUUGAGAGUCAUGGAGACUCGCUUGACGAUGCGACGAAAGCAGUCUGCGAUGCUUUCAUGACUAUCUCAGAGGAAUGGGUCCAACGCUACACCCCUUCGAUGACGUGCAGCAAGCAGAUUCCCACCUCUUCCGGGCAUGUUUUAGAGCUGGAUCACUAG